GCUGCAGGUAGAGCCAUCCGGAACCAUGGGAACCCAGGGCCCGGGCCGGAAGAGGAUUCCGAACCGGGACAAGCUGGCUGCGGAGGAGGAUGCGCUGAGCCAGAUAGCGCGAGAGGCGGAGGCCCGGCUGGCGGCGAAGCGGGCCGCCAGAGCCGAGGCCCGGGAGAUCCGGAUGAAGGAGCUGGAGAGGCAGCAGAAGGAGCUGUUUCACAGCACCAAGAAAUAUUAUGGUCUGGAUAACAAGUGGGGUCACAUCGAGCAGUGGAUGGAGGACAGCGAGCGUUACUCUCGUCUCUCUCGGAGACACACCUCGAUCUCUGAUGAUGAGGAGAGAAUGUCUGUGGGCAGCCGGGGCAGCUACCGGCCCUCGGACUACGGCGGCCUCCUGGCCUCCAGCUCUCGGGCCUCCUCCAGGGCCAGCUCGGCCCGGGCCAGCCCUGUGGUGGAGGAGAAGACGGACCGGGAGUUCACUGACAAGGGCUCCAGGACGGCGUCCACGCUGUCCGCCGCCACACUGGCCUCGCUGGGCGGAGCCUCGUCACGCAGGGGAAGCUGUGACACGUCGUUCUCCGUGGAAACGGAGGCCUCAAUCAGAGAGAUGAAGGACUCGCUGGCGGAGGCGGAGGAGAAGUACCGCAGGGCCAUGGUGUCCAACGCUCAGCUGCACAACGACAAGACGGCGCUGAUGUUCCAGGUGGAGAACCUGAUGGAGGAGCUGAGCGACGUGGAGGAGCUGCUGUGGGAGGCCCGGCGCCGCUGGGACGACGCCACCAAGGAGCUGGAGCGUGAGCGCCAGGCCCACAGCGUCCUGAAGGUCCAGUUCAGUCAAACAGAGGAAACUCUGAGGAAAACCAACGAGCUGCUGACGGAAGUGUCUGAUCUGCGUCAGAAGAGCAGCAGCUACCGGCAGGAGAUCUCUGACCUGCAGGAAGCUCUGCAGUGGAAGGAGAAGAAGAUCGCGGCGUUAGAGCGCCACAGAGAAAUCUCCGACAUCGUUCGGAUCGAACGCGACCAGCUCACAGAUGAGGUUGUCCAACUGCGAGACUCACUGAAGACCCAUGGAGUGGUCAUCUCUCCUGACACCGCCACCAACGGCGACACAGACCAGACUGAGGAAUCUCCCUCCCUAUUGGCCGAGGACUCGCCUCACAGCGGGAGAGAGAGCAUACUUGGGAAGGCUUCACAGCAGCAGCCAGCAGAUGGCAGCAAAACCCCUCAAAAUGACCCCAAAGAUAACAAAAGGUCACUGCCACAGAACAUGAUCUCUGUGAGCGACCAAACCAGACCAUCCAGAGAAAAACGAAACCCAACUGAGAAACAUCCAGGCAGAAACCGACAAACACGGAGCAAGGCAGGUAAAAAGGAUCCGACCAAAAAGCUUCCUGUUAGAGCGGACGGAAAUGAGGCAAACAAGAAACAGCUUAGCAAAGAAGAUCCAGCUCAGAAAGUCUUCAGAUCCAGACUUGUUCCACCGCGAUCUGCUAAAGACAUUAUCCUGGGCAACCGAGCCAUGGUGUUGGGCCUGUCAGCUGCUGAGAAACUGAGCUCUCCAUCUGAGGAGGCGAUAACGCAGGACGCCUCUUUGGCUCUGCAAAGUGAAUCUUCUUCCUCUGAAACAAACUUUGAACAAAAGCAUAUGAGUACUUCAGAUCUGGGAUCCCAAAGUCAAGAUGAAGACAGGAAUGCGGAAGAUGAAGUUUCAGGUUUCAGUGAAGAAGGUCCCAGCCUCGAAGCUGCAGCAGAGUCCAACAAGUCAAAGGCUGAGGCUGCAGGUGGUGAAGAAGGCUCCAUCAGGAGGACAGAAGUCAGUCCGGAAACCAAAGUACAUUUCACAUCUCCUCCUGAGAACCAAAGUACUGGAGAACCACUCCAAAGAGCUGCUCAGGUGCACAAAGCUUUCCCUGAAAGCCCAAAGACAACAUCUCCCUUUCCUCCAGAAGAAAUGUGGACCAGUCUGGUGAUGAAUGUUCAAGAUUUGCUCCAAGGACUAGAGGAUAAACCAGGGUUUGUAGUAGAAAUCUCAAGAAUCUUCUCAGAAAUCCUGAUGUGUCUCCACCACUGGAUCUCAGAUUUGGAGAACACACUAAGGAACAGAGUAGGACGUGAGUCCUGUCUGAAUGAUGGAGGUGGACAUGAAUCAGUGUGGCCAUUGAGGGGAACCAGACUCUCCACAUGGCUUCUGACAAGCCUAACCAGAGAAACAGCAGAAGGUCCUGGAUGUGAAGAAGAACAUCUGGCUGGAUGUUCUUCAUCACCAAGAGUCAAUUCAGCCAGAGAAAGGAUGGAGGACCCAUCUGGUUCCUCAAGCAGAGUUUGUUCAACUUCUCAUGAUCAUUGUACCACUAAUGAUGAAAGAGAGAUGAGGUCUAGAGCAAGAGACGUGGAGCUGAAAGCUGAGUCGGAAGCCAGUCCACCUGAUUCUCCUCUAAAAACCGUGUCUGGCGACUUUGUUUUUGUUGAUUUGCAUUUUUCUGAAUCUCACAAGAACUCAACAGACUCCAGGUCUGACAGUCAAACUCAUGUUCUGACUUCUGUCAAAGACUCAAAGGAGCUUGGAGGGAACUGCAGUUCAUCAGCACACUCCAGUGUUGGACAAAGUUCCUUCGUCAGGAGGUUCAUGGAGGUGACCGCUGAGGAAAUCAGGGCCUUGGCUGUUCCUGAGCUGGCUCUGGUGGGCCUCCAGGAGGGACGACGGCUGGACCGGUCCAGUGUUGGUUCUACUGAGGAGCUGUCGGUUGGAGACAUGGACAGCUGUGAGGAGGCUGAUGAAGAAGAGGAGGUCCAACUGCUUCCAUCACAGCAACAGAACCGAUCCACCAUGGAGGAUGAGGUCCAGGUUAUCGCUCCAUCGCUGGGCACCAUGGAACCAGAAACAGAACAUGAAGAACCCGGUCUGGACAGCGGGAAAAAUGACAACACAGAUUGCAAGCUUUCAUGAGCUCAGGAGCGCCCUCUGCUGCUGGUCUUCAUGAACAUCGAACACAUUCAUGUUCAAAUGUUUAUGUUAGAAGAAAACAUGUUGACUGGUAGUUCUGGCUCGAGCCAGAAGAAAGCAGGGACUCACAUCAAGAGUUAGAAUCUGGAAAUCUAAAUGUGUGGAGUGACCGAUGAAGGUUUGGAUGACCGAUGAAGGUGUGAUGUGACCGAUGAAGGUGUGGAUGACCGAUGAAGGUGUGGAGUGACCGAUGAAGGUGUGAUGUGACCGAUGAAGGUGUGGAGUGACCGAUGAAGGUGUGAUGUGACCGAUGAAGGUUUGGAUGACCGAUGAAGGUGUGGAGUGACCGAUGACGGUGUGGAGUGACCGAUGAAGGUUUGGAUGACCUAUGAAGGUGUGGAGUGACCGAUGAAGGUUUGGAUGACCGAUGAAGGUGUGGAGUGACCGAUGAAGGUGCGGAGUGACCGAUGAAGGUUUGGAUGACCUAUGAAGGUGUGGAGUGACCUAUGAAGGUGUAGAGUGACCGAUGAAGGUCCGGAGUGACCAAUGAAGGUGUGAUGUGACCGAUGAAGGUGUGGAUGACCGAUGAAGGUGUGGAGUGACCGAUGAAGGUGUGAUGUGACCGAUGAAGGUGUGGAGUGACCGAUGAAGGUGUGAUGUGACCGAUGAAGGUUUGGAGUGACCGAUGAAGGUGUGAUGUGACCGAUGAAGGUGUGAUGUGACCGAUGAAGGUGUGGAGUGACCGAUGAAGGUGUGAUGUGACCGAUGAAGGUUUGGAUGACCGAUGAAGGUGUGGAGUGACCGAUGACGGUGUGGAGUGACCGAUGAAGGUUUGGAUGACCUAUGAAGGUGUGGAGUGACCGAUGAAGGUUUGGAUGACCGAUGAAGGUGUGGAGUGACCGAUGACGGUGUGGAGUGACCGAUGAAGGUUUGGAUGACCGAUGAAGGUGUGAUGUGACCGAUGAAGGUGUGGAUGACCGAUGAAGGUGUGGAUGACCGAUGAAGGUGUGGAGUGACCGAUGAAGGUGUGAUGUGACCGAUGAAGGUGUGGAGUGACCGAUGAAGGUGUGAUGUGACCGAUGAAGGUUUGGAUGACCGAUGAAGGUGUGGAGUGACCGAUGACGGUGUGGAGUGACCGAUGAAGGUUUGGAUGACCUAUGAAGGUGUGGAGUGACCGAUGAAGGUUUGGAUGACCGAUGAAGGUGUGGAGUGACCGAUGAAGGUGCGGAGUGACCGAUGAAGGUUUGGAUGACCUAUGAAGGUGUGGAGUGACCUAUGAAGGUGUAGAGUGACCGAUGAAGGUCCGGAGUGACCAAUGAAGGUUUGGAUGACCGAUGAAGGUGACGAGUGACUGAUGAAGGUGUGGAGUGACCGAUGAAGGUGUGGAGUGACCGAUGAAGGUGUGGGGUGACCGAUGAAGGUGAGGAGUGACUGAUGAAGGUGUGGAGUGACCGAUGGGGAAAGUAGCUUUGAAUGUGUUGGAAUAACUAAUCUUCUGAUUAUAACAUAUGUAAGUUUCUACUGAGAAGACGUGUUCCUGAAAAACAAGGAUAGAAACGUUUUCAUAUCUGGUAAUAAAUGUUUAUCUGAAUCCUG
This is a messenger RNA of Xiphophorus maculatus (southern platyfish), 4531 nucleotides long. RefSeq names its product leucine-rich repeat flightless-interacting protein 1-like. Lineage: Eukaryota; Metazoa; Chordata; Actinopteri; Cyprinodontiformes; Poeciliidae. Gene Ontology annotation, molecular function: DNA-binding transcription factor activity, RNA polymerase II-specific; RNA polymerase II cis-regulatory region sequence-specific DNA binding. The coding region runs from base 26 to 2938 and encodes 970 amino acids. The record is from RefSeq and is a predicted model, not a curated record. Gene Ontology annotation, biological process: regulation of transcription by RNA polymerase II. The transcript is spliced from 15 exons.